This is a messenger RNA of Tuber melanosporum (Perigord truffle), 983 nucleotides long. RefSeq lists its product as uncharacterized. The record is from RefSeq and is a predicted model, not a curated record. Gene Ontology annotation, biological process: Golgi to endosome transport; Golgi to plasma membrane protein transport; protein localization to Golgi apparatus. The transcript is spliced from 2 exons. Gene Ontology annotation, cellular component: trans-Golgi network; Golgi membrane. Bases 104 to 670 code for a protein of 188 amino acids. NCBI's taxonomy places the organism in Eukaryota, Fungi, Ascomycota, Pezizomycetes, Pezizales, Tuberaceae.
AUCGCCUCAAGCCAAGGACGAACAAACGAAACACUCACGCAUCCAUCUACUCAUUAACCGCCGAGACUACGACCAAAAAUCUGGAUACAACAACGGAAAAGCGAUGCCAAAGCGCCCCCGAAGACUCCGCAGACCAUCACCAGACUCCUUCCAGCCCCUAAAAACCCUCCUGCAAAUCCUCUCGCUGCAAACAAUCUACUACAUCUCAAGCUCCGUCCUAAUACUCUUCACUGCGCUCGUCGCCGGCUGCGCCUUCUCCCUGGACCUGAUAUUCUCAUGGCGUAGCGUUCGCGGUGAUAAUACCGUCGGUUGGACGCUGAGUAUUGUUUGGUUGUUGUGUUCUGGUAUCAUGGUAAUAGCGCAAGUCCUCGUCCACGCUCGGAGUAAGAUGGUGCUGGACUUUAGCCUUACGCUGCACUUCCUGCAUUUACUGGUUGUGUCCGGGUACGAGUGGGAGGUGCCGAAGAGUGUGCUCUGGUGGGGGUUGCAGAUUGCGUCGGCGGCUUUGAUGGUUGGAGUCGGGACUUGGGCGUGUCGGUGGAGAGAGCUGAGGCCUAUUCCCUUCGGCAAUGGAGGUGGUGGCAGUGGCGGGGUCGGAGGGGGCACCGUGGGUGCCGGGGAUUCGGGUGGGGCGUAUGAGAUGGUUAGGAUGAAGGAGGAGGAUGCUUGAUGAGCACUGGCAGUGGGUUCUGGUAGCGGUGGUGGUGAUGACAAUGGGGGGGUUGCGCUGCUUUGCGGGUUUCAUACGCGGUGGGAUUGUUGAGCAUGGGUUAUAUGGGUUUCUACAGCAUGGGAUCGGCAAGGGCGUUUUUUUCCUUCCAACUCGUUUACAUUUCCUUGGUCUUGGUUCUUUUUUGUGCUUCUGCUGUGCUGUGCUAUAGACCAUUGGUGUAAGUUAUAGGUAGCGUUAUGGAUUGUUAUUUUUUGUUUCCCGUUUUCCUUAACCUCGUCCCCUUCUUUCUUUUGUUUUUUACUCUUUUUCC